AAGCGCCGACCAGUCUGCCCCACGCCUCCAUCUCCUGUUUCUCUUCUCCAAACCGCCUCCCACCCAUGACUCCCCCACGCCGGUUCCAUUUGGAGCCCCAGCACCCCAUUUCCCUCUCCCUCUCCCUCUCCCUCACACGCGCCCACACCUCCGCUGCCACCGUCGCCGUGCUGCAUCUGCAGCCGCGCCAUCGCCCGUCACCUAGUGCCCCGCCGCGCCGAGCUCGCACCGUCGUCCGCCGAGGAGCCUGCGUGAAGCUGUUGCCGAGGGACCACGCUGCUGGAGAAAAUCUCAUCAAGCACCACUACUUCGGACCUAAUCCAGUGUAUCCAUCACAUGUUUUUCGUCGAAGGUUUCGGAUGCAUCGUCCGUUGUUUCUACGUAUCCUUCGUGCUAUUCAACGAGAAGACGAUUACUUCACAGUACGAUGUGAUGCAACUGGUUUAGCAGGGCUUGGUCCAUUGCAAAAAGUGUGUGCUGCUUUGCGUAUCCUUGCGUACGGGUUACCAAGCGAUGCGGUCGAUGAGUACAUACAGAUUGGACAGACUACGGCUAGGGACUGCCUUAUCCGUUUCUGUCGCGCAAUCAUCUCUUCCUUUAGCGAACGAUACCUACGUAUCCCUAACCACGACGACAUUGCUCGCAUACUUAGUGUAAACGCGGACAGGGGGUUUCCGGGUAUGCUAGGCUCCAUCGAUUGUAUGCAUUGGGAAUGGUGCAAGCUGUCCUACUGCAUGGCGCGGACAGUUUUGUGGACGCAAUUCGAGGCCAACAAUGAUACUAGAGGCAGUCGCUGGGUAUGACCUCUGGAUUUGGCAUGCAUUCUUUGGAAUGCCUGGUACUAACAAUGAUCUCAACGUGCUUCAUCGAUCGCCAGUGUUUGAUCCGUUACGUAAUGGGACGAUGCCACCAGUGCACUUCACUAUUAAUGGUACCACGUACAAUUUUGGAUACUACUUAGCAGAUGGCAUAUAUCCAAAUUGGCCAACCUUUGUAAAAGCAAUUCAUCACGCUUUUGAGGAAAAAAAAGGUUCACUUCACAGCCAAGCAGGAGAGUUGUCGAAAGGACAUAGAGCAAGCAUUUGGAGUUUUGCAGGCCAGGUGGGUAGUUCUACGUGGCCCUGCUUAUGGUUGGGAUCGUAAUCACCUCGCAGAGAUGAUGACUGCUUGCAUUAUUAUGCACAACAUGAUUGUCGAGGACGAAGGAGAUGGUGCAGCAAAUGUGGACUUCAUUGGCCCCACUGGUCCCCCAGAAGUUUGUAAUAAUAUUCCUGAGGUCCGCAACGAGUGGCUAAACAAUCAUAUCCGCUCUGAAUUACCCAACGAUCCCGAGUUAGGACAUCACAUCUCAGUCCACAUACUUGUCUUUGCAGCACAACCUGAUAGAACACCUUUGGGCACGUCGAGGGUCUAUGGGUUGAAGGCCUUCAUCCAUAUUAUGUGGUUCCACAAUGUUGUUAUAUUUGAUUCAUGAACUAAGUCAUUAAUUGAAGAAAUGCAAGUCA
Molecule: messenger RNA, 1505 nt
Organism: Zea mays
Lineage: Eukaryota; Viridiplantae; Streptophyta; Magnoliopsida; Poales; Poaceae
Exons: 3
Coding region: 66-803 (245 amino acids)
Source: RefSeq, a predicted model, not a curated record